AUGGCGACCAACGCGCUCAAGGCGCGGCAUCGCCCUUUUGGCGACUAUCCAAAGCCAAAGCUCGAUGAUCUACCCAAUGAUAAACCCCCGCCUCGUGGCGGCGGCUGGAAGACGGCCUACUAUCGGCACCAAAAACAGAGCUUCCCCUCGUGGCUUUUUGCUCAUUCGCCGUUCCCCAUGCCUCAGCGUCUCAAGGGGUUGGAAAAGUCUCUCAAUGUGUCUCAGCGCGAGCAGCGCCGUCAACAGCGUGAUAUGAAAAACAAAAUUGCUGCACGACAGGAAAAACCAGACCCUGCACCAAACGUCACUGCUUCCACAGGUGCCAGCGAUGGUGCCGACGCCGCAUCUGGCCUUGCACUCAGCCCCACAUUGUUGCUCGAAGUGAACCAGACCGAACAGGCAGAGGAUGUGGCCAUUGCCCGGAUCGAGGGUUUGGAACUUUCUAGUGUGGAAUUCGAGGGCUUGGAAGACUUUUUCAACCUCGUUGAAAUCCGUGCCGGCCACAAUCGUCUUAAACUGGAGGACUUUUCGGUCUUUCCAGCCCUUCGCUCUUUGGAGCUUCCGCUCAAUCACAUUACCAAUCUUCGGGCCAGCGGCGUUGCCCAGCUGCGCUGGGUGACUCGACUUGAUUUGAGUCACAACAAGCUCUCAAAGACUGGCCUUCGUGCGCUGGGUACCAUGCCCGCGCUUCGCGAGCUAGAUCUGACUCACAAUGAGCUGCGCGCCCUGCCCAUUAAUCUGGGUGAGGACAAUGGGGGGCGACUCCUGUUUCUGCAGCUACGACGUCUCUGGCUCGACGACAACCAAUUACACGGACCCUCUGUGUUUCAAGCCCUUGCUCCACUGCCCAACCUUCGUCAUGUGACCCUGGAACGCAAUCGCAUUCGCUUUGUCCCCUUCCUGCAGGCGGCGGACGGCAGCUAUGGCCAGGCCUUUGAAGCUCUAGAGCAGCUUGGCCUGGCGCACAAUCGCCUCCACGAGGCCGCUGAUAUCAUUGCCGUGGCUACUUGGCCUUGUCUGCAAGCCAUACAUGUUUGGGAGAAUCCGCUUGUGUAUCAAAAGCGCGGGCUGCCCGCUGAGCUGGUGGAAGCCCUCACCCAUCGCAACGGCAUUGAGAUUGUGACUGAGGAGCCCCAGCCCCAGCGCCCCGCGCCCAUGGUCGAUCGUCGGGCCUUGCGCAGCGUUGAUGCGUCCGUGCCUACCUUGCCCGCUCUACCCCCGCCUCCCUCGGCUAUGCCUGCGGAGCCUCGGCCCCUGGAUUCGGAACGGCUCGCGCUACCACCUAUCGCUGGGCCCGCCAUUGCCGUCCAGGAUUUCGAGUCAGGGAUGGACUCCGUUGGCACCACCUUUCUUACCGCCAUGCUGGACGCAGACGAGCAACCCUCGUUUACCGAGGCGCCACCUCCAACAACCAUGCAGACAGCGUCGACUCCUUUUGGCCUUGGUGUCAACGUUGAUGAUCUGCGAUCCGAUGCCGCUUCAGACCUAGUGAGCAACCUUGUUGAACCUGCCCAAUCACUUGGUGCUCCCCCGAGUCUGGCCCCAAAUCCUGCGCCGUCUCCAGAAGAGCUCGCUGAUCCCUCGGCUUUGGCCAGAGCACGCGCAGCCAUGCAUGCUGGUAAUCGCCCCCAGCGCUUACAGCCCGAUGCAGUGCGCAUGCCGGCCAACCCUUAUUGUGCGCCGCGGCCGGCGCCGGCGUCAAAGCCGCCCAAUAGCUUGCAGCGACGGGCUUCGCGCGGGCCCACUGUUACCCAUGGCUCACGGAACAGAGAGGAAGCUCUACGACUUUUGGGUCUUCUGAAGGAGAAGAAACCGGCUCCCGCGGAACCCGACGCCCAAGAGCUACUCAGUCUCAUUGGCACAAUGCCCGCGGUGGACGCCGCUCAUUCGACUGCAAUUGCCAGCGACCCAGAGCAGGUCGUUGCCGCCCUCGAGGUCGCCAAGUAUCGCGGAUUUGAGCAACUGCUCUUGUCCUCCGACGAUGAGGACGACGUGGAGGACGACGCUGCUGAGACCAAUGGGGCCGGUGUUUCCGAGGCGCGAUUGCCGGCCAACCCCCGCAUGGCCGCCAAGGCUCUGGAGCAUGCCUUGCAGCAUCCCCCCCGCCUCCGGGACCGCGCACAGCACCGUCUGGUCAAAGCAGCGCUGCGAGAGUCGCAACAGCAACGCAAAGUGCCUGCACCCACGACGUCUGCCGUGGCCACAGCCAUGGCGCAGCUGCGCUUGACUUACGCACAAGCAGCUUCUGAAGAUGUUGCUGAGGAGGCGCGUACUGUGCCAACACAAUCCUCGGCAUGGUCAACUUCGGCUCCAGCCAGUGUUGCUCCCUUGGCCUCUUCCGCGGGGCGUACUCAGGUCGGCGGCACAGCAGGUCUUGACGAUGCAACGUCAUCGGUCGCAGGCAGAUCCUCAGUUGCUCAAUCGCUGGUGCCGCGUCCCCUGAGCUACAAGGACCACUUGAUCAGUCGGCUGCAGCAAGUUGAUCCAGGACAGGCCAAACGCACAGCAAGCAUAAAUGCAAGUGAAAUGUCGCUGUCUGCCCCAACAAUGUCUCGGCUAGAGCUGCGCGCAGCGUCGUCUCGUGCCCGCACGGCCGAGCUCAAGAGCAUCUUGCAGCAACUCAACAGCAAUAACCCCAAGGACUGGGUGUGA
Molecule: messenger RNA, 2652 nt
Organism: Monosiga brevicollis MX1
Lineage: Eukaryota; Choanoflagellata; Craspedida; Salpingoecidae
Exons: 4
Coding region: 1-2652 (883 amino acids)
Cellular component (GO): nucleus
Molecular function (GO): protein binding
Source: RefSeq, a predicted model, not a curated record